AGUUUGACUCGCAACAGUACAGAACACUCGCCCAGCUGCCGAACUCUGAUAAGCUAUCAGUUGUCCCUAGAAUAUUCGCUCCUCUACUUUGCUUCGUUAGUAGACAGCGGGAUGAUGAACUCUAUCAUCAGUUUGAUAAACGCGUUCCUCCAAGGAAGUCACUAAAUAACUUGUACACUGCUAUAAGUUUCCGCGAAUAUAUGAUAUAGAUAAGUAAUCCGAAUACUCUUUGGUGGUAUUACUGGAUAAAAUUAUUCGAUCAUCUCACAUAAAAUGAGGUCGAUUGACACAUUGCACUUAUCAGUUUAUUUAGUGUUGCUGUUCACGGUGCCAAAACAAGUGUGCAGCUACAAGAUUCUAAUGGCCCUCCUUUUAGAGAGCGAUUCAGUUCAUUUUUUCUACACGAAGAUUGCACGGCAUUUGGUUGAAGCUAACCAUUCAGUCACGUUUCUGACCUUCCAUGAUUCUUCUUUUACUCAUCCAAAUUUUGUAAACGUAAACAUUAUGGAAGGGGAACCUCCGUUGAAAGGUAACGCAUUCGACAUGGUAGACCUUGAAGCCGCCUUCGACGUUUUCUAUGCUGAAAUAGCAAGGAUCGGAACUCGGUUGUGGGAAAACCAAGAUAAUAAAAAACUAUUCGAUAACCGCCACGAGUUCGACGCCAUCAUUACAUCGGCCGGUGGAAACAGUAUUGUCUUGCCGUACGCAAUAAACUUCACGGGACCACUCAUACUGAUACAGAAUGCGGGUGUUGAAUAUUUCGCGACUGCUUUCUCCGGGAACUGGCUGCCACCCUCUGUGGUGCCAUCCAUUUUAAUGCCGUACGAUGAGCACAUGAGUUUCUACGAGCGAUGCAUGAACGUGUUAGACUUGUGGAAUUUAUACCACGGAGAUUUGAGUUCCUGGUACAAAUUUGAGUCCAGUUUUCUAGAGAAUUAUUUCCCUGGGAUUGGUGACAUCUCAAGGUUCUACGGACAAGCCUCCCUCACCCUCAUCAACGGCCACCACGCCCUGGACAACCCAUUGCCCCUCCUGCCCAACCAAGUGGAAAUCGGCACUUUGAAUGCCCACACUCCCGAGCCUCUGCCCCAGGACUUGGAGGAGUUCGUCGCCAGCAGCGGCGACCACGGCGUCAUCUACUUCAGCCUCGGCAGCUACGCCAGGAGCUCUGACAUUCCAGCGCGGGCAAAAAUGGAGUUUGUGGAAGCUUUCCGAAGGCUGCCACAGAAAAUCAUAUGGAAAUAUGAGGCGGACGACCUCGACCUUCCCCCCAACGUCCUCACGAGGCCAUGGCUUCCCCAGCAGGACAUUCUGGGCCACCCGAAAACUCGAGUGUUCAUCUCGCACUGCGGCAUCAUGGGUGCGCAGGAGGCCAAGUACCACGGCGUACCAGUGCUCGCCGUACCAAUCGCCUUCGACCAGCACCGCAAUGCCGCGCGGAUGGUGCGCCAGAAAGUCGCAAUUUCGCUGUCAUGGAACACGGUCACCGCGGACCAAAUUGUUGAUGCUCUCUAUAUCCUCGUUAACGACACAAGCUACUCGGAGCGCGUGCGUCGCACGUCCGCCGUCCUGCAGGAUCAGAAGGAGAGUCCCGCGGACCGCGCCGUGUGGUGGGUAGAGUACGUCAUCCGGCACGGUGGGGCGCCGCACCUGCAGUACCCCGGCCAGCGUCUGCACUUCCUGCAGUACAUCUGUGCAGAUGUGCUGCUGUUCCUCGCUGUCUGCACAUACCUUGUGUACAGACUGGCUAAAUGCAUCCUGCUCUACUUCGUAAACUUGUGCUUUGGAAAAGUCAAACCCCAGAAGACUAAAAUUAAUUAACUUCUCUGAGACUAAACGAAGAAAAUACUGACCGAAAAUUUUGUUGUUUAAAUCACUUGUUCUCAAACAAUGUUUCGAGUUUAAAGGUUUGUAUAUGCAUUUGCUGGAAAUUUACAAAUGGUAUUUUUUGUUAGGAAAAUUUAAUUUCAUCACCUAAUUGAAUAUUUUAGUUCUGGUAUAUCUAAUAAUCCCUGGAGCACCGCACGAUAAUUUCCAAUUUCGAAUUAUGUGCAAUUUCAGAAAAAAAUCUUCCAUGCAUUUGUCCUUGAACUUUUUUAUACCAAUAAUCAUUUCCUUCACUCAAUACUGAGCGAAUGACAUUUAAAUCAUAAUUAAUAUUGAUAACGUCCAGAGUUCACAUACAGAGGUAAAUUAAAGAAUCAAAAAAUUCCCUCCGACUGAUACAAAUCAUGAAAAUUUUCUGUCGACAGCGUUAUUAAAGUUUACAAAUUAACGUCGUCCCAUCUGCCAAGUUAAUAAGGUGAAUAUCCCACUCAAAAAUUCAUGAGGGAGACGAAGGUUGUAAUUUCAUUCGCCUGCCAGAUAUUUUAAAAUUAAUUUCUUGGGCUGAUUGGCUUAACAAUUUGAGUGAUGUUGCUCCCAGGACAAUAAAAAUUUGAUGACUUCCUGAGUGACCUAUUGCAUUUGAUAAUUUUUGUUCACAUAAAAAAGUGGAAUUUUGUAUAAGAUUUUUUCCUUUCAGUGAAAAUUCCAGGUUGAAGUAAACGCAGGGUGCUCUGGGAAUGAUAGUCCCAAAAAUUCCAAACGUAAUAUAAUAAUAUAAAUGAUAUUUAGGAUAGAAGUAAUCACGAAAUUCAA
Hyalella azteca is the source of this 2640-nucleotide messenger RNA. RefSeq names its product UDP-glucosyltransferase 2. NCBI's taxonomy places the organism in Eukaryota, Metazoa, Arthropoda, Malacostraca, Amphipoda, Hyalellidae. Gene Ontology annotation, molecular function: UDP-glycosyltransferase activity. The coding region runs from base 274 to 1821 and encodes 515 amino acids. The transcript is spliced from 6 exons. The record is from RefSeq and is a predicted model, not a curated record.